This is a messenger RNA of Conger conger (European conger), 2533 nucleotides long. Its product is annotated as zinc finger protein ZFP2-like. Gene Ontology annotation, molecular function: RNA polymerase II cis-regulatory region sequence-specific DNA binding; DNA-binding transcription factor activity. The transcript has 4 exons. The coding region runs from base 118 to 2031 and encodes 637 amino acids. Gene Ontology annotation, biological process: regulation of transcription by RNA polymerase II. The record is from RefSeq and is a predicted model, not a curated record. Lineage: Eukaryota; Metazoa; Chordata; Actinopteri; Anguilliformes; Congridae.
UUUGUAGGAGGGAUUGCCAUGCCACAGUGUUCCUAUCUCUCAUAAUUCAUACACUUACAUAUAAGCUACUUUAUUAAUCGAUUCCUUGAUACAUGCGUUGUUAAUAUUCACAGCGAUAUGUCGAAUAUCCAUACAUUUCAGACGAAGUUAGCUUCUAUUUUGGAUAAAAUGACUAAAUCGGCUGUGACAGAAUUUAAUAAACUUGUUGGUGAAUGUUCUCCUCAGUCUGACGAUACCGACUUCAGUUCGGAAAUGUUGAUCCCACCUGAAAACGAAUCGCCAAAGACAGCUUUGGAGAGCGAGUUUCUAACGUUGGUGAUGGGGAUCCUGACAAAAGAGGCCCAGGAACAGAUCGGCAAACUUGUGGAGGAGGGCUGUGCUGUGUUGCACCUGGAGAAGGCCCAGACUCAGGGGGAGAACAGGGCUCUGAAGAGGAGGCUGCAGCUGAUGGAGAGCCAGCUGAGGACAGUGAGAGGGGGCACGGAGGGGGCCGUGCUGGAGAGCCCAGCAGGGAGACCCAGCUGCUCUGUGGGAGUUCAGGUCGGCCAUGACUGCGGAGGAGAGAAAAUUGACGUGGAAGAGUUCUGUGCUGAGGGGGGUCUCACCGAUGAGGGUCAGCACUGUGAGGAGGACCACGUACCACAGCCCAGACCAGCAGAAUCAAACUCUGACAUUACCCAUACAAAUGGAUACACUUUGAGUGGAGAUGCAGUGGAGUUGAGUGCCGGUGCCAGAGCCCGAAUCCUCAUCGAUCACCAGUACUGCGCAGAAGUAGAAGAAAAGAAAAAGCAGGAGAAAAAGGUUGCUCGGAAGGUGCCGGACAGAGGGCAGAAAGCGGUCAGCCGAACUCGCAGUGGGAGGGUCUUCGGCUCCAAGCGUAAUCUCAAUGCACAGCGUAAUCUGAAUACAAAGCGUGAUCUCAAUACACGCCAGAGAACUGCGCACAAAGGAGAAAAACGAUACGGCUGUACACUUUGUGGCAAGUUUUUCCUAAAACAGAGUCACGUCAGAGCGCACCAGAUUGUCUCCAGAGAUGGGAAGCCAUUUUGUUGCACACUGUGUGGGAAGGAGUUCACUGUCAAGUGCACUUUGAAGUUGCACCAAAGAACAGAACACGCCGGAGAGAAACUGUACCCUUGUACGCACUGCGAGAAGGCGUUUAGCACACCGGGACAGCUCGAAAUACACCAGGUCGUUCACACAGGUGUCAAGCAGUUUUGUUGCACGGAGUGUGGAAAGGGCUUUACUGUGAAAGGUAGCCUCAUUAAACACCGGCUCACCGUUCACGAGGGAGAGAAGCCGUAUCCGUGUGACGUGUGUGGGAGGGUUUUCAGUCAGAGAAGCGGUCUUAAAGGACACAUGAGAACACACACGGGGGAAAAGCCCUUCAAAUGCGUCGAAUGUGGAAAGCGCUUCCGGUGCAGCAACUCAUACAAAAAACACAAGGUAGUCCACACCAGAGAGAAAGCCUUUUGCUGUGAGAUAUGUGGGAACUGUUUCACUACUUCAAACAAUCUUAAGAGGCAUUGGCUAAUACACACUGGAGAGAAACCGUUUAAUUGUACAGUGUGCGGGAAAAGUUAUACUCAGUCUAGUCAUCUAAAGGCGCACCAGAAAAUACACUCGGGAGGAAUCGCUUCCGCGAGAUCCCAUCGAGUACAUAAAAAGAUUUGCACAGAGAAGAAAUCGCACCGUUGUGACGAGUGUGGAAAGACUUUUAUGUGGCAAAGUAGCCUCCACUUGCACCAGCGUACUCACACGGGCGAGAAACCGUACAGUUGUGACACGUGUGGCAUGAGUUUCACCGUUGCGCCGAAUCUUGCUCGACAUCAGCGAAUACACACGGGCGAGAAACCGUUCAGGUGCGCCACGUGUGGGAGAAGUUUCAGACAAGCUGACAAUCUUAAAACUCACCAGCAAACACACUCUGAAAACAAAAAGAAACACUUCUGCGAUAAAUGUGGGAAGGGCUUUGCUUCUACACAAAAACUAAAAGGCCACACGUGCGUAUAUGUUGUAUAUGUUGUAUAGGUGUGCUGCAAACUGGGCGGAGGCCCUUUCACUUGACGCAUAUUGUACAGCAGCAGCAGUAAAAUGACACUGGAAAGAGAAGGCAUUAGCAUACGAUGACAAGUAUGCUAAUAUUUCCUGAAAAAAGCCCAUGUUUUUUGUGUCAAAAAAAGGAAAUGGAUUUGCACAACCCAUGUUUGAAUGAAACAUUUUCGUUAUGGUUUUUUUCCUUAGCAAAUUAAGCUCAGAAGUUAUUUGUAGUUUCAACUUUGUUGACUAGGACAGACUUAUGAAUGUUUGUCACUGAGUUGAAUAUUUUUUGCAUGAAGUUACUGUUAACAAUAGUCAUCUUUUAAAAUGACAUAGCCCAACACCUCCAUAUUUUAUGCCAACAGUUCAUAUCAUAUAAUUUGGUAUGAAGUGUAAUGGCUACAUUUAAGAUGGCAUUUUUGUAUGUGCAGGUUGGUUGGUCUGUACAGGCAGUGUUGUAGACUGGUAUACCAUUAAACUGUCGCGCUUGGUU